UGACCACGAUGACCUGGAUGACCACGAUGACCGUGAUGACCACGAUGACAGUGAUGACCACCACGACCGCAGUGACCGCGGCCACCACCGUCCCGGCCACCGUCCCCACGCCUCUGCUGGUUCCUCUGGACAUGGCCCCGGACUCCUUCGAUGACCGGUACCGGGGCUGCGGCCGCGCCAUGACCGCGGCCCUGCCGGCCCUCAACCGCUCCGAGCUGCUCCGGGGCGGUCACUUGGCCGAGGCCUGGGCCCUGGCCGAGGCCGAACGGCGCGUCCGGCCGUCCCCGGCGUCACCCGCGUCCCCUCUGUCCCCGGCCCAGCUCACGGCCCUGCUGGCCUACACGGCGCCGGUUCCGCUGCACCGGACCUUCAACGCCGCCGUCCGCGCGUCCGGCCGCUCCGGCCGCGAGUACCGCCACAAUUUCCACUUCAAGGCGCUGCAUUUCCUGCUGAGCAGCGCCCUGAGCGCGCUGCGCGACGCGCGGGGACCGCGGUGCCACCGCGUGUUCCGCGGGGUGCGCGGGGUGCGCUUCGAGGCGCGGCCGGGCCGGACGGUUCGGUUCGGUCACUUCGCUUCGGCCUCGCUGCGGAACGAGAGCUCCUGGAGCUUCGGGAUGGACACGGCGUUCCAGGUGAGCACCUGCCAAGGUGUGGACAUCCACGAGUUCUCCUUCUUCCCGCACGAGGAGGAGGUGCUGAUCCCGCCCUUCGAGACCUUCCAGGUGACGGAGGUGACGCGCGUCACCGCCGGAGGGGACACCGGAGGGGACACCGGGGACACCGGAGGGGUCACGGUGAGGAUCGGGCUGCGCUCCACCGGUGUCUUCAGCAAAUACAACUGCGAGUGGCUGAGAGGUGGGAGUGUCCCCAGGCCCCUCCCCCACCUCGGGUGGCUCCUCCUGGCCACCACAGCCCUGGCAGUGGCCACCGGGACCUUCUGAGCCACGAGGCCACCAAGGACACCGAGGUCACUGCGGCCACCAAGGACACCGGGACCUCCUGAGUGACAGGGCCACCACCAUGGUCACUUUGGCCACUGUGGUUGCUGUGGUCACUUUGGCCAGCACAGCCACUCUGGCCACCACGAGCACUGGGGUCACCAAGGCCACCAGGACCCCCUGAGCCACAAGGCCACCACCAGGGCCACCACUGUCACUGUGGUCACUUUGGCCACCGUGGGUAUUGGGCCACUGGAGUCACCACUGUCACCAUGGCCAUUGUGGCCACCGUGGCCGCUGUGACCACUGAGGCCACCAUGGUCCCCAAGGCCACCAUGGCCACCACAGCCACUGUUGCCACCAAGGUCACCAAGGUCACCAUGGCCACCAAAGCCAUCAAGGACACUGUAGCCACCAAGGCCACCACGGCCACCAUGGUCCCCAAGGCCACCAUGGCCACCAAGGCCACCCACCAUGGCCACCAUGG
Messenger RNA from Pseudopodoces humilis (Tibetan ground-tit), 1425 nucleotides. NCBI's taxonomy places the organism in Eukaryota, Metazoa, Chordata, Aves, Passeriformes, Paridae. The record is from RefSeq and is a predicted model, not a curated record.